Messenger RNA from Vicia faba (fava bean), 348 nucleotides. The record is from the annotation of a GenBank genome assembly. Lineage: Eukaryota; Viridiplantae; Streptophyta; Magnoliopsida; Fabales; Fabaceae.
AUGACGAACAAAAAUCGUACAGAGGAGGGAGCUCGUUCGCCGCUGCUGACCGCCCCUGUACCGCUCCAGUACGACUCGCAAACCCUCUCUGCAACCCACCUCACAACCACUACACCAUCCACAUCAACCUCCACGCAGAAGCUUGCCUCACCGCACAACCGUGACGCUCCCUCCUUCUCCAACUCCGCCGUGAGCUCCUGUACCAGGCAGCCAACCACCACGCUUCGUCUUUCACCAUUUAUUCACCAUGUCAGGUUCUUCAUACUUUUUUGUUGUUUUAGGUAUUAUGUUUUUUGGAUUUUUGUUUGUUUUGUAAGGAAGAAGAUAGAAAGAUGGGGGUCAUGGUGA